Prunus armeniaca (apricot) is the source of this 315-nucleotide messenger RNA. NCBI's taxonomy places the organism in Eukaryota, Viridiplantae, Streptophyta, Magnoliopsida, Rosales, Rosaceae. The record is from the annotation of a GenBank genome assembly.
AUGGCUGCAAAGAAAUGGCUGCAACUUUAUCUCUUCAAGCAAGCAGCUAUACCUACACUUCACCUGUCGCUUUGUUGUAUUCAACCCAUCUUCAAGGGAGGCUUCUACUAUGACCUUCUUGCUAAAACCAACGAAAGUUCUCUCAGAUUCCAGUCCUUCACAAAGAACUCUGCAGGCCAGGUUAUUAGCCCUUCUUCAACAGGUUACUUUAUAAUCCCUAGUGAUUUUUUCAGUUCUGGCAAGCUCAACAUGGAUCUCUGCAUAUGGCGUAAUGGUCAAUGCCCAGCAUCCUUUCAAAGUAUUGGUGUUGCUUAA